UAAAAGCUAAAAUGGCGGUUCAAGCUCUCAAUUAGUCUGCGUGAAGUAAUCAAAUUGGAGAAAGAUAUUGAUGGCUGGCUCAGUUAUGUUGCAGAGCCUCUGCUGCAUAAUUCCACACUCUCCAAGAUGUUACAAGAAUCAAACCCUAGCUUUCUCUCACUCUCAAUUCUUCUCUUCUAAUUCAUUUUUAAGGUUAAAGAAGCAGUCUUUGGUCUCAGCUCUUCAAAUUAAUAAGAGGCAGAGGACUCGGAGGUAUCGCUCUGUUCCUGUUGUGUUCGCUGCACAGUCCAAUUUCUUAAAAGUUGUACAGACAGUUUGGAAGGUUGGGAGAGAUGGAAUUGAGGCAGGAACCAAUCUUGUGCCGGAUUCUGUGCCAAGAUCAAUAGCAAGGGUUUCUGUGACAGUAGUUGCAUUGGCUCUUUCACUCUUUGUACUCAAGUCUUUACUGUCUACAGUUUUCUUUGUGCUGGCUACGAUGGGACUUGUAUACUUUACAUUUAUAGCUUUGAAUAAGGAUGAAGGACCAAAGGGGGGUGGAGGCACCACCUCUACACCAAAGGAGGAGGGGAUGGAGGACAGUCUAGAAGAAGCCAGAAGAAUCAUGGAGAAGUAUAAGUAACAUCCUCACUGGUAGGGCUCAUUCACUCAUUUUCAUAUCAUUUGUGGUGAUGCUUAGAAUUCUGAUUAAUGGAAGAAAUAUAUCUGGUGUCUUGAUGCUUAGAAUCUUCAAAUGAAUGUCAAUUCAGUUUUCAGUACCAAUUUCUAUGCUUUGCCGAAUUAAGCUGUUAGGAAAGGUCUAGCUAACCUGACUCUGUGUGAGGCAUCCAUUUCAGAAAGUGGAUCUUAAGUUACUUGUAAUCUUGUAGUGCGCAUGGAGAAUUUACCCAUUGCCUCAUUUGUGGAAGAAUAUGAUCUGCUUGCUUACU
Messenger RNA from Prunus persica (peach), 926 nucleotides. RefSeq lists its product as uncharacterized. The coding region runs from base 71 to 619 and encodes 182 amino acids. The record is from RefSeq and is a predicted model, not a curated record. The transcript has 4 exons. Lineage: Eukaryota; Viridiplantae; Streptophyta; Magnoliopsida; Rosales; Rosaceae.